This is a messenger RNA of Prunus mume (Japanese apricot), 1729 nucleotides long. RefSeq names its product xylan O-acetyltransferase 1-like. Gene Ontology annotation, cellular component: Golgi apparatus. The record is from RefSeq and is a predicted model, not a curated record. Gene Ontology annotation, molecular function: O-acetyltransferase activity. Lineage: Eukaryota; Viridiplantae; Streptophyta; Magnoliopsida; Rosales; Rosaceae.
AUGCAGCUACCUCGCAGAAAAACGGCAUUUCCCCUUGAAUCUGUGUCAAUGAAGGCACGCAAGAACAACAACCUCCCCAUAUUCGUGGUGGUCUUCUCAAUAUUCCUCUUUGGGAUCUUCAUGUACAACGAGGAUGUGAAGUCCAUUGCCGAAUUUCCAUUCUCAACGCCCAAGGCCCAGGAGCUCCAAGAAGAUGAGUCAAAACAGAGCAACCCUGUUCAAGAAACAAAAGAGAACACCCCUGUUCAAGAGACCAAACAGAGUGACUCUGUUCAAGAAACCAAACCGAGCGAAAUCCAACACAGGGUUUCACUGAGUUCAAGAGCUCAAUUGGAAGAAACCCAGUUAGAGAAUAGCUCCGAGGAAACCCAAGAACCGGUUGAUCUGAAAUCCAUCACGGAAAAAGACGAUGAACAGAAGAUUGAAUUGUUGGGUUCUCAACAACCAGAGGAAGAGGAAGAAGAGGAAGAGAUUGAAUUGCCUCCAGAAGACUGUGAUUUGUUUAAUGGAGACUGGGUUUUCGAUCCUGUCACCCACCCUCUGUACAAAGAAGAUGAAUGCGAGUUUCUCACAGCGCAAGUGACUUGCAUGAGAAAUGGAAGAAAGGACUCUCUGUACCAACAUUGGAGAUGGCAGCCCAGAGAUUGUAAUCUCCCAAAGUUCAAUGCAAGGCUGUUGCUAGAGAAAUUGAGAAACAAGAGGCUAAUGUUUGUUGGAGACUCAUUGAACAGAAACCAGUGGGAAUCAAUGAUAUGUUUUGCUCAGUCUAUCAUUCCUCCUGGCAGAAAGAACUUGACAAAGAAUGGCUCUCUCUCUGUUUUCAGAAUUGAGGACUAUAAUGCUACAGUUGAAUUCUACUGGGCUCCAUUCCUGGUGGAGUCAAAUUCAGAUGAUCCCACAAUGCACAGCAUAUUGAAUCGUAUAAUCAUGCCCAAGUCAAUCAAGAAGCAUGGAGAAAACUGGAAGGGUGUGGAUUUCCUCAUCUUCAACACAUACAUUUGGUGGAUGAACACUUUCAAAAUGAAAGUUCUACGAGGAUCGUUCGAUCAAGGGGCCACGGAGUUUGAUGAGAUCGAACGGCCUGUAGCGUAUUGGAAGGUUAUGAGGACAUGGGCUAAAUGGGUGGACAAGAACAUUGACCCUAAUCGGACCACCGUCUUCUUCACCAGCAUGUCCCCUCUCCACAUCAAGAGUUUGGAUUGGGACAACCCAGAUGGCAUAAAAUGUGCAAAAGAGACGACACCAGUUUUGAACGCAACAACUCCAUUGGAGGUGGGCACAGAUCGCAGGCUGUUUGUGAUUGCAAGCAACAUAACUCGAUCAAUGAAAGUGCCUGUUUACUUUCUUAACAUCACAACCCUCUCUGAGUUUCGCAAAGAUGCACAUACCUCAGUCCAUACAAUCAGACAAGGCAAAAUGUUAACACCAGAGCAGCAAGCAGACCCAGAAACUUACGCAGAUUGCAUCCAUUGGUGCCUUCCUGGGUUGCCCGACACGUGGAACGAGUUUCUCUACACACGUAUCAUUUCCCGCUCUUGACACAUAGGAAAAAUUCGUACUUGUCUUAUAAUUUUUUGUUUUAAUUUUGGGUCCAGUUCAUGUAAUUUCUCCUCAGUUUCUUCUUUUAAUUUCUUAUAGCUUGAAUUUUAGCGUUCAACCUUCUUUUUUUUUCUUUUUUUUUCUUUUGGUUCAAUUUUCAACCAAAUCUGACUGAGGUGAAUGCUAUUGU